AUGUGUAGACUCCUUGUUGCGAAUUACUUUCCAGAGCUCCUCACAAAACGUGUCCAAUUCGGAAUCAUCCAAGAAGGUCAUGACUGUCAGCGUCUACGGACACUGUUCUCUGAUUCUAUGAUUACUCUAAGAGUGAUUGCCAUUCUAGCACUAAUCACUCUGGUAAAUGGAUGUGCCAAAGCUCCACGUAGCAUGAAACGAAACAAAGGUGGAGCUAGCGCUGGUGGAGAAGCUAGUGGAAGUGUAAGUGGAGAAGGAAGUUCACCAUCGGAUAUGGGUGGUACGACUGGUACCGGUAGCGCAACUGGCACAGGUAGCUCAACUGGCACAGGAGGCUCAACUGGCACUGGAGGAACCAUGGGUUCUGAGUCUGGCUCGGUGGGAGGUAGUGUCCCUGCGGGCGGCAUUCUCACGGAAGAGCGUGGUCCUCGAGGCAAUGCAUACGGUUAUGGAAUUAGAGGAGGAAUGGUUUCACCAAUUAUGGUGACAAGUUAUAUCCGUGGGAUCCGCGACGUCCGUGGAUCAGGUGAGCGAAAACCAGGUGAUAGGGAAGAUCGAAUGGAUGACAUGGAUAAUAUGAACUAG
Messenger RNA from Necator americanus (New World hookworm), 585 nucleotides. RefSeq lists its product as uncharacterized. The transcript has 4 exons. The record is from RefSeq and is a predicted model, not a curated record. Lineage: Eukaryota; Metazoa; Nematoda; Chromadorea; Rhabditida; Ancylostomatidae. Bases 1 to 585 code for a protein of 194 amino acids.